Molecule: messenger RNA, 1388 nt
Organism: Oncorhynchus masou masou (cherry salmon)
Lineage: Eukaryota; Metazoa; Chordata; Actinopteri; Salmoniformes; Salmonidae
Gene: mrps18b
Product: mitochondrial ribosomal protein S18B
Exons: 7
Coding region: 299-1024 (241 amino acids)
Biological process (GO): mitochondrial translation
Cellular component (GO): mitochondrion; ribosome
Molecular function (GO): structural constituent of ribosome
Source: RefSeq, a predicted model, not a curated record
AUCAUUGAUAACUCGCAAAAUAUGUUACUUGUUCUUAGUUAUAAUAUCACAUUUGGGUAUAAUUUCGAUUGUAAUAUUUCUACAAAAUGGCUGCGACGCACUCGAGCACGUUGCCUGCCACACCCGCGGACACUAUCAAAACCUUGCCCUUAAAUUUCAAAUGACGAAAUUAAUAAUGAUGUAAAAAUCACAAAAUAGAUUAAUUUAAGUCCAAAAUGAGUUUAUUUGGUCAUGCACACAUAAUGUGCUACCUCACAUUUCACCUGUAAACUUUCAACCCUCAGCUGUGAACGUCAAAAUGGCAGCAUCCAUACGAGGCAUUGGAAGAAUUUUAUGCCGCGUGACCCCUUUGCUUUUACAGAAUAUUCGGCAGAAUAAGAGUUUACCUGUCAGGCUUUGGCCCCGGGCUGUGUUUCCAGGUGUGCAGUCCAGCCUCGCUCUCUGCACUGCAGCCUCACCCGAGAUCCCCAGUGAUGCCGGGGAGGCGCUUGCCCGCUACAAGGACAGACCAUGGGACUACCUGGAGAGCGAAGAGUACUUAGCGCUCUAUGGAACCAGUCCAGUGUGGUCUGACUACAGGAGGAACCACAAAGGAGGUAUCCCUCCUCAGAAGACGCGCAAGACUUGCAUUAGAGGAGACAAGAUAUGUGGGAACCCCUGUCCAAUCUGUCGAGACUCCAAUCUCAUCAUUAACUAUCAGAACGUGAAGCUACUGCAACAGUUCAUCAGUCCAAAUACAGGCAUUGUCUUUGACUCCACACGGACAGGAGUGUGUCAGAAACAGCAAAAGCAACUCAAUCAGGCGAUUGGCACUGCAAGAGACCAUGGGCUUCUACCCUUCCAGGUUCCUCAUGUGGACUUCUCAGGAGAGGACUACUCCAACUGCCAUGACGCAGUGGGCUCAACCCCUCCUCCCCCCACCAUUACCUCUGGUGAUCCUUGGUACCGGUGGUACCACACCAUAGAGCCAGACGAGACUGAAGUGGCUAAAGUCAAGAAGACCUAUAAGGCAUAUUUGAAAUAGACAAAGACCUACCUGAAAUUGAUGAGGGUGUAUCAGAGGAAUUAUGGUGAAAGUUUGAGGAUUUAAUUGUGUUUCUGGACAGAGCACAUUUUGUUCAUAAAACACAUGUGUCAAAAUAUUCAGAUUGUUAGUGUUUUGUUUUUGGACCUUAAGCUAAAUUGCCUUUCAUAUUUCUAGUCUUACGCAAACAAUAUGCUAAAACACGUCAGAUUAAUUCCAGACCCUUCUCCCAGGCUACAAUUUAUCAGCUCAGUUACAGUACAUGCUAUAUGGACCAUCCACGAGUAAUCUGUCUAAUCUCAUAUCCAUGGUUUUGUAUUUAAAGAGCAAGUGGUACAAUAAAAACAUGUAAGAUGCAAAAUCA